GAUCUUGUAUACUCAAGAAAGAGAAGAAAAUGCAGAUUGUCAGAAUCCUUCAAAUUUGAUACUCAGCACUGUUGUGAUCUCUUCAUUACUGGACGUUAAGUCUGGAUAUCAGAACUGGUUCAGUGAAGUACUCUCCUAUUAAGUUGAGGGACCAACUUAAAAUCAACAAAGUAACAACGGGCCCAACACAAUCAGGAAAUCUAGGUCUCUUAAAGUGAAAAGCAAACAACCUGUCCUUCUUCUGCCCUUUCCCGAAAUCUAAAUGUGAUGGCCGUGCUGCUCUUUCCUGUCCAGCUGUUGGCAGUGGCUGUCACUGUUUACCUAGAGCUGGUGAGGUCUGCUCAAGGUGGCGUCUACUAUGGGAUCAAGCAGCUGCCACCCCAGGUGCCCCAGUACCAACCCCUUGGACAACAAGUACCUCACAUGCCACUGGGCAAAGAAGGCAUCCCGAUGCAGCACAUGGGCAAGGAGGUGCCCCACAUGCAGUACGGGAAAGAGUACCCCCAUCUGCCUCAGUACAUGAAGGAGGUCCCGCAGAUGCCUCUGCUCGGCAAAGACAUGGCUCCCAAGAAAGAGAAAGAAAUACCUGUGCGGAGUCUUAGGGGUGAGCAAGGUCCCCCCGGUGAGCCUGGACCAAGAGGGCCGCCGGGGCCACCAGGAUUACCGGGUCACGGCGUCCCAGGAGCCAAAGGAAAACCGGGCCCACAAGGAUAUCCAGGAAUCGGGAAGCCGGGCUUGCCAGGGAUGCCAGGGAAACCGGGGGUCAUGGGGCCCCCAGGGCCAAGAGGGGAGAUGGGGCCGAAGGGGGAUAUUGGGCCCAUGGGGAUACCCGGGCCGCAAGGACCGCCGGGGCCUCAUGGCCUUCCCGGCAUAGGGAAAGCGGGUGCUCCGGGGCUGCAGGGACAACCGGGGCCAAAGGGCGAGCCUGGGCUGAAGGGACCCCCGGGAGCCCCCGGGAUCCCAGGACCAAAAGGGGAGAAAGGCGUCGGGAUCCCGGGUUUGCCGGGGCUGAAGGGUCCACCUGGGCUGCCUGGCCCCCCAGGCCCUGUGGGGCUGCCGGGGGUCGGCAAGCCGGGCAUGGUUGGCUUCCCUGGCCCGCAGGGACCCCUGGGCAAACCCGGACCCCCUGGAGAGCUGGGGCUGCAGGGGCCCCCGGGGGCCCCCGGGAUCCAAGGCCCUCCCGGCCUGCCCGGCGUUGGCAAACCUGGCCAGGAUGGCCUCCCUGGCCAGCCGGGCUUCCCGGGUGGCAAAGGGGAGCAAGGCCUGCCAGGCCUGCCGGGGCCCCCUGGCCUCCCCGGGGUGGGCAAGCCAGGCUUCCCUGGGCCCAAAGGUGAGCGUGGCGUGGGUGGUCUGCCCGGCCCCCUGGGGCCCAAGGGGGAGAAGGGGCACGCGGGGCCGCCUGGCAUGGGGGGGCCGCCGGGGGAGCCCGGCCAGCCAGGACUGCCCGGCAUCAUGGGCCCCCCGGGAGCCGCCGGCUUCCCGGGACCCAAAGGAGAAGUCGGCGCUGUGGGGCCACCAGGACCCGUUGGCCCCAAGGGUGAACCCGGCCUGCAGGGGUUCCCAGGAAAGCCAGGCUUUCCUGGGGAAGUGGGGGCCCCUGGGCUGCGAGGGCUGCCGGGCCCCACAGGGCCCAAGGGGGAAGCUGGGCACAAAGGCUUGCCGGGGCUGCCAGGUGUCCCAGGGCUUGUGGGGCCAAAGGGCGAGCCGGGGCUCCCCGGUGCCCAGGGGCUUCAGGGCCCCUCGGGCAUCCCGGGCAUCGCGGGACCCAGCGGUCCCAUCGGCCCCCCAGGACUGCCAGGGGCCAAGGGGGAGCCCGGCCUGCCUGGACCCCCCGGCUUCCCUGGCGUGGGCAAACCCGGCGCCGCGGGGCUGCAAGGACCCCCGGGGAAGCCCGGGGCGCUUGGUCCCCCUGGCCAGCCAGGACUCCAGGGACCACCCGGCCCCCCCGGGCCCCCAGGUCCCCCAGUCAUCAUCCCACCCACUCCGCCAGCCGUGGGACAGUACCUGCCCGAGGUGGGGCCGGGGAUAGACGGCAUCAAGCCCCCCUACGGCUACAUGGGCAAGAAAGGCAAGGCUGGCGGCGCCGUCUACGAGAUGCCCGCGUUCACGGCGGAGCUCCUCACCCCCUUCCCCCGGGUUGGGGUGCCCGUGAAGUUCGACAAGCUCCUCUACAACGGCCGGCAAAACUACAACCCCCAGACAGGGAUCUUCACCUGCGAGAUCCCCGGCGUCUACUACUUUGCCUACCACGUCCACUGUAAAGGGGCCAGCGUCUGGGUGGCGUUGUUCAAGAACAACGAGCCGCUGAUGUACACCUACGACGAGUACAAGAAGGGCUUCCUGGACCAGGCUUCGGGCAGCGCUGUUGUCCAGCUGACGCACGGAGACAAGGUUUACGUUCAAAUGCCAUCUGAGCAGGCGGCAGGACUCUAUGCCGGGCAGUACGUUCAUUCGUCUUUUUCAGGAUAUUUAUUGUAUCCCAUGUAAAACAAAAACCAGACGCACACAAACAUACACACAAAAAUCAAAACCUUUCUUCUCUGCUUCAAACUCUUAUACCAUGAAAGAUGCAUUUUAUGACCGUUUUGGACCAUCUUGUACAAAAAAACCAAAAAAACCUGAAGUUUAACAUUAUGCACAGCUAGUUAUAAAAAAAAAAGUGUGGUGAACAUAUCUAGAGAUGUGUAUCAGGUUCAUAAACAGUUGUUUUGCACCUGAGGGGGACAUAGGAGCUGUACAUUAUAUAUUUCUGUGAUGCCAUGCUUACUUCAUUUCAUUCACCGUAAUUCAGUACUAAGGUUCAAAUCAGCGUACGUCACUCACUCCUGUUGCAUAUUUGACUGUUGCAUUGAUCAUAGUUGAAAUGAAAACCAGUAACUUAAACCAGAGUAGGUCAGUCUCAAACUACAUGGAAAAACUUGAGUGGCUUUUUAUUUGUUUGGGUGGGGUUUUGGGGUGGUUUUUUUUUUUGACAGCAGGUUUGCCUGACAAGCAAAGGUUCUCUUAGCUGGAGACCUUUAUUUCCCUUCCCCACACACAAAAUAUCCCUGCAGGUGUGGUUUUUUGCUGAACAAUUUAUUUAUGAUGGAAAAGGAAUACUGAUGGUGUAACAAUUCCCCACGAGCCUUCUCCAGCAGUCAUUAGACCCAGAACACCGCCCCUGACUCCAGCAGGUGCUGGGUUCACCUCCAAAUGCCACAGCACUCGAAAAGCCUCCAUCUGCAUUUGCACGGCUGAAGUAGAUGAGGUAGAUCAGAGAUAAAAAUGAAGGGUUCCCCAUUUGCUUUGUGCCACGUGAUUGAGACAUUUUGGCCAACACGUGGCAAUACAGCAGGGUGGUAUAAAUUUGCUGGGAUGUCUGUGCUCAUGCUAAGAACCUGCAUCUGUUUGGCUUGUCAGAAGAGACACCUAGUCUGCCACUCAGCAGAAGUUAAAUCAGUUUACUCUUCAAUGACUAGGCAAAGCAGAAGUAGCGCUCUCUGCUAAUUAACUAAUUUGUUGUUUGAGAUCAACUGGUAACUUUAUCAGCAAUACUGAUCAUGCACAUUUAUCUGAGAACUUCGUUUUAUAUAGAAGCUGAUUUCCAAUCCUUAUUUAUAUGUUACCUAUUGUCAAGGAGAACCUGCAGGCCUCGAUUCUUUCUGUACGUGAGGAAGGCAACUUCUCGGAAAGAGCUGUCUGUUCAUCAAUGGUGCUAAUCUCACCUCAAAAGUAUUUGUUUCCAAAGGGCAGUGUACUUUGCUGUGGUUCCCUGUACAGUGCUGCACAUCACACACUGUUACGCUAGUUGAAAGAGUUAAAUACUCAUCACUUCUUCAAUGUCUUUAGCUAAUGCUACUGCUUUUGAUUCAAAAAUGAACUAGAUUUUUCAUGCAGAACUAAGAUUGGAUUUAACUGGCAUUACCAUUAUUUAAAUGCAGAGUUUAAUGCAGUCUAACAUUGACUAAGGACUCCAGUGGUAUAAUGUGGUGCUUUAUCUCAGAAAUUUUAUGGAAUGGUGGCAGGAACAGACGGACAGUUUACCAGGCAUUGGUAACUUCAGUAUGCUCCCGGAAUAUAUGAGAUAUGUCAAAAGCAAAUAAUUUUGUAUUUAAAAUUUUUGUACUGAUUUGAAAAAAAUAUCUUAUUAAAUAUCUUUAAAAAAAAAAAUCCUGUCUUCAUUCAGCAGAACUGUUAGAAGGAGCAAUCAACCUGCUGAAUUCAUGUAUCAGACCACAAGGACUCUCUGAAACCACUGACAGCCUGAUGUGAAAAAAAAUGAGAUUCCCUUUUCUUUAGCUCCCCUCUACUGGCAAAACCUGCCCUAUGCCACUGGGGGGAACGCACUGUCCUGGCGUCGCAUUUAGUGGGAGAGUGUGGCUGGGGCUGGGGGCAAUGCACAGAGCGAGGGGCUCCCGCAGGCAGCCCACAGGAACGGGCACCUGCUCAGCGCAAGCCAACAUGGGACUGCAGCUUAACGAGGCACGGGGCAGCGCGCAGGAAGGCAAGAAAUGGGACAUCGUGGGGUGGCACUGUUAAGGGUUUGUGCUCCCCUAAAGAGCCAGAGCUGGCUGCCCAGGCUGGGAGAUGCACACCACAUGCCUGGCUCUCCCUGUGAUUUGGAAACAGCUUUUCCCACCCCUCCCCAUUUUUCCACCUGCAGCAAAAACCUCAUGUGAAAGUGGCAACAUAUUUGUCACUGAUCAACAUCACUAUUCAAGUGGCUCCACUGCAGGGAGUAAAUGAUAACCCAUGGUGUGGCUCCCCCAGUCUCACCUCAAAGACAGGCAUUUCCUCCAAGCUGGAAAAAUCCUAAACUGUCAAUACUAAAAUGAAUGCACUGAAUACCUACUUGUGCCAGGUAAUCGUUUUCUACCUCUCCCUUAGACUCCCUGAAGCCGCUGGCUAAGCGGCUCCCCGCUCCCCAGCAUCUCAUUUUUACUGCACAAAGAGAAAGAGAAAACAAAACAUGAGCAAAGUAUCACAAUCAGCGCCUUUCACAUUCUAUCAAAAGUCUUUCGUCACAGGCCAUCCUUUUAGUUAAGCAUCUUUUAUUUUAGCAUUCCCCUGAAAGUCCCCAAUAAGACAGGCAAGAUUAAAAAACUAUGAAAAAUUAAAAUCAGGAGUAUGCUGCUCUUGAUCUUACUUACAAAAACUACAUCAGUUUUACUUUUACUCAGCCUGGAGUGAGAUCUCCACCCGCAGUACAGCUCAGCCUACCUAGGUUCAAAAAUUUUCAGCACUGUUUGCUCUGCUAAGCACCAAAGUUUGUUCUGAAACUCGAUACGGUAUCUGACAACGCUGUGUGUACUUUACACACCAUUAAUAAUGGGGCUGGGCACGCGUGCACACACACACACACAGAGAGCACUGACCUUGCAAAAAUCAGCCUGAGGGCACCGUCUUUAACACAGUUUAUUCACAGGAGAAUAAUCUCUUUCCAUUUGUAGCAUUCAAAAUUUCACUUGAAACAACCGUAAGAAUGUCUUCAAAAUACAGCUGGCACUUUAAAGGCAUAUAAAACUUAAGACAAAUGGCAAAUAAAAUAAGUAUUUACCAAUACCAAAAACAGAUGUUGAGCUUCAUAUGUUCUUAAAAAUCAGACCCCACUUAAAAGUUAAGGUAUUUAUACUACCUCCCAGGGCAUUGUUAAAAAGGAAAGCACAGCAUAGGAAACAAGAGGUACCACACACUAAUUAUUAAACACCACAGUUGUGAUUCUGUAUUAUCAUCACCAAUACAGUCACUGGAAAUGUCAUUUAGUAAUAUCUUUUAGGCACUCUCAGAUUUGUAUUUAGUGCAAUAGUUUGUGACCUUUCUUCUUUAGUCAUAUCUCUGUACUUCCUUUAAUUAUUACAGCAGAGGAAAAAAUACUUUCCCAACAGAGAACAACAACAAAAUCCCCCUAGAAGUCCGAGCCAAACACAGCUUUCAGCUGAUGUACGGCAUCCUGCCUGUUUUGUGUGUGCUUUGGUAUCUUAGAGCUAAGUCUUUCUGACAGCACAGCGUUUUGAGGGGGUGGCAGAUAAAAUGCAGGAGCACCUUUGCUGUAAGAUGCUGCUGUCUUGAAAUUCAGCAGGCUGCUGGAGAACAGGACAGAGGAAGAAGGGGUGGGAGCAUCUGACUUUGCAAUUGAUACAGGAAAAAAAACUGAUGGGAGACACUGGGUACCUACAUAGUUACACCAUUACCAGACAUGGAAAUAAAGCUGGCAGCACCCUGGGAUUCAAAAUUUCACAGCUUUGCUGCUGAUGCUGCGAUCACAAAAUUGGGUAGCUUUGACAGGGAAGUUCAGUGCAGAGACUUCACUUUCAGGAAUAGUAAAAAUGGAAAAAGAAAAUCUUAAUAGCAACUCACUCUCAGAAAAAAAAAAAUAAUCUAAGUAUUUAGAGUUAGCAUUAUUGCUUUUCUUAGAAAGUGCCAGGGGAAGUCUUUGGUAUUGCAAAACACCUGUGAAAACGUCUGCCUGGAUAGAAUAGAAGCUGUGGUCUGUGGCCAUUACUGAGAAACGCACUAUACUUACCUACAUGAAGUUAGUGUAAAAGCGAUACCUGUUCUCAAGGCAUGGAGGAGCAGAAAUGACCACAUGAAGCGGGUGACAGUGAUGAAGCAGGGCUGGUGUACACAGAAUCCUACCAAAACAUCUUACGGCAGGGGGAAAUGAAGCAGUUGGCUCACCGCUUAUCAUUGAAGCUAAAAGCUACUGGCCUAUAAGCUGUGCUUUCCAAAGAACUAGUACCUCGUAGUUUAUCAAUAGUAUCAGCUCUUGGCUCAGUCCCAAGAGAACAGGUCUGGCUCUAAAAGUUACUCAGCCACCCUGCAACAGCAACCUCGGCACACGCAGACUCAACAUCCCUGCAGGAGCACAGAAGUGGGGGAAAAAUAUCCCCAGGAGUACUGCUUAAUUUAAAAAAGAAGUCAGUCAUACAAAUAGGGAGGCUUAAUAAAAAAUAAAAAGGAGCAGCCAACAGGGAUAAAUGCUUGUAGACAGCAUACUAAAUGCAUUGAGAAUACCAAACAUUAUUAAAAAAAAAUAAUAGUGUUAGGAAGACAACAGCUGAUGUAGU
This is a messenger RNA of Haliaeetus leucocephalus (bald eagle), 7046 nucleotides long. RefSeq names its product collagen, type VIII, alpha 1 (gene COL8A1). The transcript has 5 exons. The coding region runs from base 268 to 2487 and encodes 739 amino acids. The record is from RefSeq and is a predicted model, not a curated record. Gene Ontology annotation, molecular function: protein binding. NCBI's taxonomy places the organism in Eukaryota, Metazoa, Chordata, Aves, Accipitriformes, Accipitridae.